AUGUUUGGGAGCAGAGCUGAAUCAGACGUCGCCGCCGCCAUGGAGAACUACCAAAAAAUUGAGAAAAUCGGUGAAGGCACGUACGGUGUCGUCUACAAGGCCCGCGAAUUAAACCAUCCAAACCGAAUUGUUGCCUUGAAGAAGAUCAGACUGGAGGCCGAAGAUGAGGGCGUUCCCAGCACCGCCAUACGCGAGAUUUCUCUCCUCAAAGAAAUGCAGGACCCCAACAUUGUCCAAUUGCUGAACAUCGUCCACGCCGAUGGUCACAAGCUGUACCUCGUCUUCGAGUUCCUCGACUGCGACCUGAAGAAAUACAUGGAGGCACUGCCGAUUAGCGAGGGCGGUCGUGGCAAGGCUCUUCCCGAUGGGUCCGUGUCAAUGGCAGGUCUCGGUCUGGGCGAUGCCAUGGUGAAGAAGUUCAUGGCCCAGUUGGUCGAGGGUAUUCGAUACUGCCACAGCCACCGCAUCCUGCACCGUGACUUGAAGCCUCAAAACUUGCUCAUUAACCGCGAGGGUAACCUGAAGCUUGCCGACUUUGGCCUGGCCCGAGCAUUCGGUGUCCCGCUGCGCACGUACACCCACGAGGUCGUUACACUGUGGUACCGCUCUCCCGAAAUUCUGCUUGGAGGCCGCCAGUACUCCACCGGUGUCGAUAUGUGGUCCGUCGGCGCCAUCUUCGCUGAGAUGUGCACUCGGAAGCCCCUGUUCCCCGGUGACUCGGAGAUUGAUGAGAUCUUCAAGAUCUUCCGUGUCCUCGGGACCCCCGACGAAGAGAUCUGGCCCGGUGUCACCUCAUUCCCCGAUUACAAGGCCACUUUCCCCAAGUGGAAGCGACCCGACGCCCCCAUUGUCCCCGGACUGGAGCGGGCUGGCCUCGAGCUGCUGGAGGCCCUACUCGAGUACGACCCAGCCCACCGUCUCUCGGCGAAACAGGCCUGCAUGCAUCCCUACUUCCGAAAUGGCAGCUCGUACUAUUCGGGCCGCACUACCACGCGCAACGGUUACCACUAA
Molecule: messenger RNA, 1011 nt
Organism: Penicillium cinerascens
Lineage: Eukaryota; Fungi; Ascomycota; Eurotiomycetes; Eurotiales; Aspergillaceae
Gene: nimX
Product: cyclin-dependent serine/threonine-protein kinase CDC28
Exons: 4
Coding region: 1-1011 (336 amino acids)
Biological process (GO): protein phosphorylation; regulation of G2/M transition of mitotic cell cycle; G1/S transition of mitotic cell cycle
Cellular component (GO): nucleus; cytoplasm; cyclin-dependent protein kinase holoenzyme complex
Molecular function (GO): ATP binding; cyclin binding; cyclin-dependent protein serine/threonine kinase activity
Source: RefSeq, a predicted model, not a curated record